AUGAUACAUUAUCCUCAUCAAGAACUUCGUCUUUCGAAUAGUCGUUUCUCUUCAAUACUAAAACGAAAAAUCUCAUCUCGUCAUGAUCGAAUUUUUCAUUCAUCAACAACUAUGACUCAAAAUGAAUCAAUUUUACAACGUCUUUAUAGUUUCGUAUUUUCAGUUCUCGAUGAUCAUCCAUAUCCUUCAACACGAAAAGAAUUUCAUCGUCGUACUUAUGAAAUUCAACGAAAUAUUCGAAAUUUAAAUCUUUCUUCAACUCAACAAAAAUUUCUACAUCGUCUUAUGAUUGAAACAGGUGUUACUCUAGUCGAUCUUUGGCAAGGUUCUCAUAUUAUUACACUCGAUCAUGGUCAUCUAUACAAUAUAUGGUCAACAUUACUAUCAGCUCAUCCACGUUUUUCAUCUCAUUAUCAUGAUGUGCCUUUACAACAAUAUGGUAUUAAUUUUCGAGAUCAUCAAUUAUUAUUUGGAAAAACUUCAAUACAUGGUUCAACAUGGUUUCAAAUGGAAGCACAUGGUUUUGAUCCUAAUGAAAUUUAUGAUGAUCCAGAUUUAGUUAUUUAUCAUGGAAAAGAUUUUUUAAAAUAUCAUUUACAUCAAAUGAAUGUUGGUCCAUUUGGUUUUUCACCUCAUACAGAAAUGAAAAAUCCAAUUAUACAUCCUUAUCAACCAUUAAAUAUUAAAAGAAAACGAAAACAAAAAUAUUCUAUCCCGUUUUACCAAUAA
This is a messenger RNA of Rotaria sordida, 729 nucleotides long. Lineage: Eukaryota; Metazoa; Rotifera; Eurotatoria; Philodinida; Philodinidae. The record is from the annotation of a GenBank genome assembly.